Messenger RNA from Galdieria sulphuraria, 1540 nucleotides. Its product is annotated as oligosaccharidyl-lipid flippase, MOP family. Bases 18 to 1514 code for a protein of 498 amino acids. Gene Ontology annotation, biological process: glycolipid translocation; dolichol-linked oligosaccharide biosynthetic process. The record is from RefSeq and is a predicted model, not a curated record. The transcript is spliced from 2 exons. NCBI's taxonomy places the organism in Eukaryota, Rhodophyta, Bangiophyceae, Galdieriales, Galdieriaceae. Gene Ontology annotation, cellular component: endoplasmic reticulum membrane.
CACGGAUUAGUUUUCUCAUGUCAACGAAAACUUCUGAACGAAUCUCUUUUCAAGCUUUGAAGACAAUUCCCCUAUUGGUUGGAACUCAGUUGAUUACCAGAAUAGUUUCCUUUUCACUAAGGCUAUGGACUAUUAGAAACCUACUUCCUGAACAAGUGGCGUUUUCAGAUGUUCAGUUAGCGUUGUUCUCCUCGUUAUCUCUCAUGCCUUGGAGAGAAGGCUUUCGACCAACAAGUCUACGUUUCACAACUAAUCAACAGGUUCUGUUGAACUGGUACUUAUCAUGUGGUUUUUAUUUUACUUGUUUGAUUGGCUUCUUAUCUUGUGUCAUAUUUUGGCGUCUUUCUGGUUUUUCUCCUUGGCCUUGGGCUCUAGAACUUGUUGCUCUAUGCUUAGAAGCACUUUCAGAUAUCCACUGGGUACAGUUGACACAGCGAGAUCAAUAUAAGGAACGUUCUUUGGCAGAAGGCACUAGUCUCAUUUGUUGUACAACUUGUCUAAUUUUGCUUCUGCAUUUUCGUAUGCCAUAUGGGUUCGCAGUUCCAUUGAGCCAUAUAGCUUAUAGUUGUAUGUUGAAUAUAUGUUUCUUGUGGUUGCUUUCAGACAAUAAUAGUUUUCUUCCUUGUCAUUUCAAUGAAGUUUUGAAGAUACCUGCAGGAAUAGAGUCUCAUUUAUGGAUUACCUUUUACUCUGUUCUUCGAGCUUGUCCAAAGUUUCUUCUUGGAGAUGGUGAAAAUAUCAUUCUUAUUUUAUUGAAUGAUAUAAAAGGUCGAGGAAACUAUAAAUUUUCUGCCAAUCUAGGUUCAUUGAUACUUCGCUUCUUGUUUCGUCCAUUAGAAGAGCAGGCUCAUAUUGUGUUUUCUCGUUAUGCUUCGGAUUACUUGGAAAGAUCGAAGAGAGCUCGUGUAUUGAAUGAAUGGAAGCAUUUCUUAUGUACUUUAUUGCGAUUUGAAAUAGUAUUAUGUUCAAGUCUUUGUAUAUUGGGUCCCUUUUUCAUUCCAGACUGUAUUGCUCUCUUUUUUGGGAAUCAAUGGAAGUCAUCUGUUUUCUUAUUGGAAUGCUACAGUUAUUAUAUCUUUGCUAUGGGAUUGAAUGGCCUACUUGAAGCUUUUUAUACAUCUGUUGGUGAUAGGAGAGCCAUUGCAAAUUAUACAUAUUAUAGUUGGUUUAUUUCUUUGUGUUACUUGGGACUAGCAUAUUUUUUGUCACAACGAAUUGGCAUAGUAGGACUACUCAUUGCAAAUAUUGCCAAUAUGUUUGCCAGAAGUUUAUUCUGUUUUAUAUUUGUUUUAUCCAUUUUUUCUUGCAAGGGCUUUCGUCAAAGCGUUCCUAGUGCUUGGUUUUGGGUAGCACUGUUUUAUGGAUAUGUUGUCUUGAAGUAUAUUUCUUCAUCACUCUAUUUUUCUAGUGAACAUGUGACCAAGUUUUCUAUUUUUACUAGACUGUUGUAUCGCACAUUGUUGCUUAUUCCUUUGUUGUGGGUAUUGUUCAUGAAAGAAUCCCGCCUCUUAUAAAGAAUUCUUUAGUUUUUGAUUUUGUG